UCAGUACUUGACACAAUCUCACGAGACAUUAUGAGGUUUGGGUGAUUAUUGUUUACAUUGCACACAAAAAAAAAAAAGAAACGCCAUGAGAACAGAACCGAAUCGAUCCGGAUUCAAGUGAAACGGCAACUUUUCAGGAGAGCAAUUUUGGAUUCUAUACGAGGAAGGAAAACGACGUGCGGAGCCCAACUUUGUUUUGAUCGUACUGGACCCGAAAAGCAUCCCCGCCACAGGGGGAGGAAAAAAAAGUAGGGGUGAAGUGACGCCAGCUUUAAAGACAUCAUUUAUACCUGGUGGAGAGCGGGGUGAAGUAAUUCCAGGGUCGCCAUCGUGUGGACGGGGAGUCGCGGUAUCGCAACAGUUAUGGUGCUCGGCGACGGGGACGUGAAGGGGAUCCCCGCCUAAGGAGUGCUCAAAGGCGGGUCCGGGAUACCCUCAGCUGCCGAGGCCUCCCGAGCGGAGGGGGCGGGGGGAGGGAAUCCUUCGUCGGAAUCCGGCCGUCAUCCUUACCCCGAGUUUACCGCGCGACCCUCGCUUACAAGCGUCACGCGAGGCCCGAGGCUUUGGAUGCGGCCUACCCCGGGAGGGACUGACGAGCACCGGGGGAAACAACGGGGACGCCACCCGGGGAUUAACAGCAGGCUCGGAGGAGCAAGGAAAAGCUCGAGUGCACCAUGAUGGAAGAACUGCACAGCCUGGACCCCCGGCGGCAGGAGCUGCUGGAGGCUCGCUUCACCGGGGUCGGUGUGGCUAAGGGCUCGGGCCAAAGUCAGAAUGAGUCGUCCAACCAGAGUCUGUGCAGCGUCGGCUCACUCAGCGACAAAGAGCUUGAGACACCAGAGAAAAAGGCAAAUGACCAGAGGGUCCGGAAACGGAAAGCGGACCAUUUUGAUGGCAGCCAAGGCAAAGCAGGAACAAGGGGACAUAAAAUUAGUGAUUAUUUUGAGUUUGCGGGAGGCAGCGGUCCCGGUACGAGCCCUGCCAGGGGGAUCCCACCAGUGGUCCGCUCUUCCCCGCAGCACUCCCUCUCCAACCCGCCGGUCACGGUACAGCAGGGAAGCCCGUCGUCGGUAGGCUCGGCCAACACGGAGCACUCGUCAUGCUCUCUGAAACCCGUCGCCCUUUACCUGCUGCACAAAGCCACACAGUCUGACCUUACUAUAGAGAGGCUAAUCGCGAUGGAGAACAACAAGAACUCCGAUCUGGAGAAGAAGGAGGGACGCAUCGACGAUUUGCUGCGGGCUAACUGUGACCUGCGAAGACAGAUCGACGAGCAGCAGAGGAUGCUCGAGCGAUAUAAGGAGCGCUUGAAUAAGUGUGUGACCAUGUCCAAGAAGCUGCUGAUUGAAAAAUCCAAGCAGGAGAAGAUGGCGUGCCGCGACAAAAGCAUGCAGGACCGGCUACGGCUGGGUCACUUCACCACUGUCCGACACGGAGCGUCUUUCACCGAGCAGUGGACGGACGGCUACGCCUUCCAGAACCUCAUCAAACAACAGGAGCGCAUCAACUCGCAGCGAGAAGACAUCGAGAGACAACGCAAGUUGCUGGCCAAGCGGAAGCCGCCUUCCAUGGCCCAGACGCCGCCGCCCAACCUGGAGCAGAACAAACGCAAGAGCAAAGCCAAUGGCACAGAGAAUGAAGCGUUAUCACAGGCAGAGUACCACGAGCAAGAGGAAAUCUUCAAGUUAAGAUUGGGGCAUCUAAAGAAGGAGGAGGCCGAGAUCCAGGCGGAACUGGAGAGAUUGGAGCGAGUCCGCAACCUGCACAUUCGCGAGCUGAAAAGAAUCCAUAACGAGGAUAACUCCCAAUUCAAAGAUCACCCAACGCUAAACGACCGAUACUUGCUUCUCCAUUUACUCGGACGCGGGGGUUUCAGCGAAGUUUACAAGGCCUUUGAUUUAACAGAGCAAAGGUACGUGGCGGUCAAAAUCCACCAGCUCAACAAAAACUGGAGGGACGAGAAAAAGGAAAACUACCACAAACACGCAUGCAGAGAAUAUAGAAUCCACAAAGAGCUUGACCACCCGCGAAUAGUUAAACUCUACGACUACUUCUCGCUCGACACGGACUCGUUUUGCACAGUUCUGGAGUACUGCGAGGGCAACGACCUGGACUUCUACUUGAAACAGCACAAGCUGAUGUCCGAGAAGGAGGGUCGCUCUAUCAUCAUGCAGAUUGUUAACGCCCUCAAGUACCUCAACGAGAUCCGGCCGCCCAUCAUCCACUACGACCUUAAACCCGGCAAUAUCCUGCUUGUGAACGGCACGGCGUGCGGCGAGAUCAAGAUCACGGACUUCGGCCUGUCCAAGAUUAUGGAUGACGACAGCUACAACUCUGUCGACGGCAUGGAGCUCACCUCGCAGGGAGCCGGCACAUACUGGUACCUGCCGCCCGAGUGUUUUGUAGUCGGAAAAGAGCCGCCCAAAAUCUCCAACAAGGUGGAUGUGUGGUCCGUGGGAGUAAUUUUCUACCAGUGCUUGUAUGGCCGCAAGCCUUUCGGCCACAACCAGUCUCAGCAGGACAUCCUGCAGGAGAACACUAUCCUGAAGGCCACAGAUGUGCAGUUCCCGCCCAAACCAGUUGUCACGCCGGAAGCCAAGGCAUUCAUCCGGCGCUGUUUAGUGUACCGGAAGGAGGACCGCAUCGACGUGCACCAACUAUCCAACGACCCUUUCCUCAUGCCGCACAUCCGCAAGUCUGUGGCAUCCUCUGGCAACUCUGCCAUGGCGGUGGCCUCCACGUCUAGCUCCUCCAACAGCAGCGCCUCCAACUGAGACCCCCACCCCACCAUCACCACGACACAGCCUCCUUCUCAUAGCAUCCAUCUUGAGGAGGAAAAGACAACUUGUCCUCACCUGUCCACUGCUGGUGGUAGGCGUCAAAGCCCACCUUCGCUCCUGGGCUUUGGCGUUUCGGGGUUUUCUGCUGAAAAAACAAAACAAAAAAAAGUAUCCUAAUGCUUCAGCUUGGCCAUAAGGACGAGACUGUUUUGUCCACUCCCUUACUCGCAAACCCAUGCUUGAGCCCUCUCUGGUGGACGUUUUUUGCAUUACAAGUCAGCCCCCCCCCCCACCGGCACAGCAUAGAAGUCCCAGAAUUUGUGUGUGUUUGUGUAUGCGCGAUGAGAGGAGGCCAUUACACACACGCCUUCUCUCUGCCAUCCCCCCGUCAGCCCUGUGACCAAAGCUUUUAACCAGAUGGUGGCGCUGUUCCUCCUCGGUUCUCCACAGAAAUGCUUGACAUGGAGUGGAAGCACUGAGGAACGCCCCCCGCCCACCUCCACGCGACCCUCAUCUCCUUUGACAUUUUUGGGAAGAGCAAAACCAUUUUUAAGGAGAAAACGUUUUUUGUUUUUCCUCAAGUUGCCUUUAAUUAGAGCUUACUGUUUUGUUGACCUGCUCUACUUCUACCCCCCCAUUCUCUUCCCCUUCACGAACACACAUAUUUAUUUAGUUAUGUUUGAAUUCAAUUUCUGGCCAUUUUAAAAUGAAAGGAACUUAUUGACCUUCCAGUACUUUUCUUGCGGAGGGCGUGGGGGGGGGGGUUGAGCCUGACCCGGACGUUGCAUAAACCAUUAAAAACUAUUGUUUCAAA
Molecule: messenger RNA, 3594 nt
Organism: Phyllopteryx taeniolatus (common seadragon)
Lineage: Eukaryota; Metazoa; Chordata; Actinopteri; Syngnathiformes; Syngnathidae
Gene: tlk2
Product: tousled-like kinase 2
Exons: 21
Coding region: 675-2774 (699 amino acids)
Biological process (GO): intracellular signal transduction; peptidyl-serine phosphorylation; chromosome segregation
Cellular component (GO): nucleus
Molecular function (GO): protein serine/threonine kinase activity; ATP binding
Source: RefSeq, a predicted model, not a curated record